AUGGAGUCCGGCGUCGACCCGGACGAGGGCGUGCAGUCCAAGCAGGACCUGCCCAAGCUGGUCCGCGGCGCCAACGUGUCCUACAGCCCGGACGAGAGCAAGAUAUCCUCCCCGCGCUUCUCGCGCUUCUCCAAGAUCAUCUUCUCGCGCCCGAGCCAGCCGCUGCUGCCGGCCCACAUCGCCGACUGGACCCACGUCGGCUCCUUCCCCUCCCCGCUCCUCAACAACCCCGCCCAGAGCAACCUCGGCAUGUACUUCGUCGGCCCCAACGAGACCAUCCUCGUCGACGUCAUCUCCGACUCCGAGAACACCACCAUGUCCCGCGAGUUCUUCCGCGCAGGCCCCAGGAGGGAGCUCGCCUUCCACCCCCAGAACCAGGUCAACGCCUGCAUCGUCACGUGCGGCGGCUUGUGUCCCGGCCUCAAUUCCGUCGUUAGAGAGCUCGUCAUCACCUUGGAGCAGAUUUACAACACCCGCAAUAUCUCCGGAAUUCCCUUUGGCUACCGCGGCUUUUACUCCACCCAUCUGGAAAUCACCCGCCUCGAUUCGCAUAAGGUCCAAAACAUCCAUCAUGAGGGCGGCUCCAUUCUAGGCAGCUCGCGCGGCGGCCAUGAUACUCAGCGCAUUUGCGAUGCUAUUAUCGCCAUGGGCUUUAAUCAGAUUUAUAUCAUCGGCGGCGACGGUACCCAUCGCGGCGCCAUCAAGAUCUUUGAGGAACUCAAGCGCAGGGAGUAUAUGGCCGCCGUUGUCGGAGUCCCCAAGACUAUUGAUAACGACAUCGCCCUUAUUGAUAAGAGUUUCGGCUUUGACACGGCCGUCGAGGAGGCCCAGCGCUCCAUCAAGUGCGCAAAGAUCGAGGCAAAGUCUGCCAUCAACGGCAUUGGCCUUGUUAAGCUCAUGGGCCGUCAUUCGGGCCAGAUCGCCAUGUUUGCAACACUCGCGAGUCGCGACGUCGAUUGCUGUCUCAUCCCAGAGGUCAAGUUUGAACUAGACGGCAAACACGGCCUCUUCCAGUACAUUGAAGAGAAGCUCAAGACGAAGAAGCACAUGGUUAUCGUCGUUGCGGAAGGCGCUGGUGCCGACAAUAUGGACCGCGAGAUGGGCGUCAAAGGCUACGAUCAGUCGGGAAACAAGAAGCUCAACGAUGUCGGCCUCUGGCUCAAGUCUAAGAUCUGUAUCGAAUUCAAGAAGCGCAACCGCGAGAUCAACCUCAAGCUUAUUGAUCCCACCUAUGAGAUUCGCUCCGUCCCCGCCAAUGCGUCGGACAACUUGCAUUGCAGCUUGCUGGCCCAGUCGGCUGUGCAUGGGGCUAUGCAUGGCUUCUCCGGCUUCUGCGUCGGGUUGAUCAAUACGCAUUUUGUCCUCAUCCCAAUAGUGGAAAUUUGUAGACGAGGAAGAACAACAGUGGAUGUAAGAAGCAGGAUGUGGCAUCGAGUGAUCGCCACCACGCAGCAGCCGAGUCUUUCCGCCCAACGUAACAACCCUCCGCCCUCAUCGCCACCUAUAAAAACUCUCGUUGCGGUUGGUGAAAAUUGCUUCCCGACUGAGAAAGAGCUCUCCCUAGUACAAGAACCAACUGUUGUCGAGCCCGUCGAAGAGAACGGAAAAACUAAUGGAACCCUCUGAAGACACCACGGCACGCAGCAUUGCGACACCGUUGCACUGCAGCAUUAGCAAAACAAGCGUGUCAGGUCUUUUCAGCUAGUGUGGAUCGUCCUUCAAGGUACGGGAGGGCAAGGAGCUGAGCUGAGAAGGUCCAUGCGGUCCAUGCGGUACCUGAAAGAAAUAUCGGACGGAGUAUCCUACUUCAGCUCAUGUGAAUUUCCCUUCUGUCUCUCAUGAUGUCGCGUACAGGGCAUUUGAUUUUGGUUGGAAGGCAUAGUUGUAAAGGUAUGACGCGACCGGUCAAGGGGUGUAGUUUGGACAGUGCCGUUUGUAGUCGCGCGCUGUGAUGCCGUUAGUUCAUUUUGUAAUACUAUAGUAAGACAAGGACGGAGUACUUCCGUGUAUACUAAAGAUUGCGAGCAGGUUU
Molecule: messenger RNA, 2032 nt
Organism: Chondrus crispus (carragheen)
Lineage: Eukaryota; Rhodophyta; Florideophyceae; Gigartinales; Gigartinaceae
Product: pyrophosphate-fructose-6-phosphate 1-phosphotransferase
Exons: 3
Coding region: 1-1626 (541 amino acids)
Biological process (GO): fructose 6-phosphate metabolic process; glycolytic process
Cellular component (GO): cytoplasm
Molecular function (GO): 6-phosphofructokinase activity
Source: RefSeq, a predicted model, not a curated record